This is a messenger RNA of Naumovozyma castellii, 480 nucleotides long. It is a transcript of the gene BET5, whose product is annotated as TRAPP subunit BET5. NCBI's taxonomy places the organism in Eukaryota, Fungi, Ascomycota, Saccharomycetes, Saccharomycetales, Saccharomycetaceae. The coding region runs from base 1 to 480 and encodes 159 amino acids. The transcript has a single exon. The record is from RefSeq and is a predicted model, not a curated record.
AUGGGGAUUUAUUCAUUUUGGAUUUUUGACAAACAUUGUAACUGCAUUUUUGAUAGGGAAUGGACGCUAACGUCAAGUUCCUCCAGUGGGACAAUCAACUCAAAGCAGAAUGAGGAAACUGCUAAGUUACUAUAUGGUAUGGUAUAUUCAUUAAGAUCAAUUACACAGAAGCUUUCAAAGGGUUCCAUUAAGAACGACGUGAGGAGCAUAUCAACGGGGAAAUACAGAAUCCAUACCUAUUGCACAGCUACUGGGGUUUGGUUUGUCUUGUUGACAGAUUUCAAACAGCAAUCGUACACACAGGUCCUACAGCAUGUUUAUAGCCACAUUUAUGUCAAAUUCAUUUCUAAUAACUUGUUUUCACCUUAUGAUUUUGCUGACAACGAGAGUGAGAUGAGAGGUCAAGGAACAAGAAAAAUAACGAAUAAAAACUUCAUCGAUUCAUUAAACGCAUUUUUGUCUCCAAUGGUGGGUCAAUAA